Molecule: messenger RNA, 1317 nt
Organism: Dictyostelium purpureum
Lineage: Eukaryota; Evosea; Eumycetozoa; Dictyosteliales; Dictyosteliaceae
Exons: 1
Coding region: 1-1317 (438 amino acids)
Source: RefSeq, a predicted model, not a curated record
AUGAAAAUAAUAUAUAUUUUAUGUAUUUUAUUUACAACUAUUUUUAUAAUUUUAAAAUUAAAUAAUUUUGAAAAUAAUUUUUUUUUAAAAAAUAAAAAUAACAAUGAAUCAAAUAAUCAAACCAAUUGUCCAAUCGAACCAUUUCAAUUACUACAAAUUACAAAUGAUAAUAAAAUUAAAAUUGAAGACAAUGCAAAAAAUAUAUUUAGUAAUUUAAAAGGACCAUUAUUAAUUUAUUCAGAAAUUGGUUAUUAUUCAUCUUUUAAAUCAUCAAGGUUAGAUUUAUAUACGAUGUUUCUUUUAAAAAAUGAAAUUAAAAAAAAUUGUAAUUUAAAAUUUUUUAGAGUCAAAAUUCCAAAAAAUGGGAGUUCUAGUAGUGUUGAUAAUGAAAAUAAUUGUUUAGGCUCAAGAGGUUGCACUAGAGGUAUUUGGGUUCAAUUAAUUAAAAUUUCAGAUAUUAAUAAUAUAAUUGAUAAUAGUUUAUUAUCUUUAAAAAAUUCAAUAUCAAAUCUUUUUAAACAAAGUCAAGAUGGUACUAUUAUUUUUUUAGAUUCUGAAGGUUCAAAUGAUCCAGAUGGUUUAAGUAACUUUCAAAUAAAUACUAUUCAAACUAUUUUGUUCUCAAUUUCAUCAUCUAUUUCUUAUAUUGAACCAUUACAAAUGAAUGAUGAUUUAAUUAGAAAUCUUGCUAUUAAAUCAUUUUUAUUUAGUAUGGUGUUAGAGUAUGAAAGAUAUGAUAAUAAUAUUUCCAGAAAUUCAAUAGAUUUACCAAAAUUUAAUUUAAUUUUUAGUUCAAGUGCUAAUCUUCAAUUAGACUUUAAUCCUAAAAUCAAAAAUAUUUCAAAUCAAUUAGAUAAAACUCAAUAUUUUUAUAAUUAUUUAAAUGAUAAUAAAAAAGAUAUUUCAAGUAAACGAGCAAUUAAUUAUUUUUGGGGUAACAACGCUAUUAAAUCUUUAGUUGUAUUAAAAGCAACAAAAAAUGAAAUGCAAUUCUUUUUGAAUGAAUUCUCAAAAGUUAAAAAUGUACCAAAAGAAUUAAUUUAUUCAAGAGAACCUGGUGUAAUGUAUUCAAUUGUACAUAAAAUAUUACCAACCAUAUUAGAUUCUUUAUCAAUUAAAAAGUAUAAAGGUAAAGUCGCAAAUGGUAAUGAUAUUUUAAAUAUUAUUUUAAAUAUAGAAAAUGCUAUUGAAAAUCCAAUCAUUAAUAAAAUUUUUAUCAUGGAUGUAAAUGUUAAUUUUAAAUCAUUUGUUGAAAUUUCAAAACAACCUAUGGAAAUUAAAGGAAAUAAAUAUAUAUUAAAAAAUAUUUUAGAUUAA